AUGUGGAAAGUUAUUAGGAGAUGUGUGCCUCGCAAAAAGGUAUCACAACCCGUUUAUACUAGGGACAUGAAAGAACUGGCUGACGAAUUUAACAUCUUUUAUACAUCAGUUGGGGUUAAAGCCGCAGAAGAGUCGAAGAAAAUAGCCAUUGCAAAUAAUCUACCGUCAGUCCAACCUAACAAUAUUGUAUUAAAUAACGACACUGAUGAGUUUAACUUCCGCCCUGUAUCAUCUUAUGAAAUACGUAAGAUCGUGAAUUCAUUUCCAUCAUAUAAGCAGGGUUUUCAUUAAUAGGCGGUUACCGGCGGUUUACCGCCGCCUGUUUGGCCUAAGACCGCCGGCUAUUUUUUUGUGUCUGGUAAAUUUUUCUGAGCCACGUAUAAAACUUUUAAUAAAAAAUAAUUUAAGUAUUGUCAGUCUAUCAAGCAUGUGUAUAAUUAUUUAAAAUGACAAGUUAGGUAUUAGUGUUUUCGUUUUCCAUAGUAAACUUAUAAAAUAGGUUCAUAACUCACGAGUUUAUGUCGUAUAAAUAUUUCACAUUGUUUUGAAAUUUCUCUUGCCAUUUUCUCGCAACUCGAAUUUGAACGAUCAGCGGUCGCCGAUCUAUUUUAUGCAAUACUUCGUAAAAUAUUUGCAUUAAGGCCCAACAAACAUGGCGGGUGAAAAUUGAAAACAUGGCGAGUAAAAAGCGUGGCAGAGGAAAUUCAACAGGCUUUCAGACAUCAGCUUUUGAUGCAUUUUUCACUCACAAGCAGAGAAGAAUGGACAACACAGGUAGUGUACAUUAUUACCUAUUGUUUUUAAUAUUAACGUCACGGGUCAAUGUUUUCUUGUCACGGGUCAGUGAUAAAAUGCAUAUAAUUAUAAAUUCUGUUUCAACACAGUGUCAGUCUGGCUGUCAUGACAAAAUAAUUUAAAACUAUUUUAUAAUUGUACCAUAUACCAGUUCACAGUGACACUACAAUGUUGUUAAAUGAAUAAAGAUAUAAUAAAAUCUAUUUCAUAUUGUCAAAAUUUCUGAAGCAAAAUUUCUGAAGCAGUAUUUGAGUGUAUUUCUGAAGCAAAAUUUCUGUAGGUUUGUUUCCUUUGACAUAGUUACCAAUAACCAUGCCUGACCUUGUUAAUAUAUGCAGUAAGACUUUAUGUACUAGGCAUCAGACUCCCCUAUGAAAACAUGGGGGUCAUUAGCUUGUCUCUCCUUACAGGAACUAAAUAUAAAUAAUAAAUUUAUACAGAGAAACAAUGCAUGUUCAUUUUAUAUAUUAGCCUCUGCUCCUUACUAAACUCUAUUAAUGGGCCCUCCCAUGGGGUGAAGUAUGACAAGCUCACACCACCCACAUCUCACAUAUGCCCUUGUUCUCAGAGGGAGGAGGUUCUGAUGAUAAGUGCAUUAAACUUAAAGUUACCAAAAUAAUCAAGACAAUAUGCUUAAAAUUCCAAAAUCUUAAUUAAACAACACCUACAGUAUAAUCCAUAUGAAUCAUGUCAGUGCCACUCUAAUAUUUUCAUUUAUUAAAACUGAAUUUGUUUUUUUGCCAAAAAUAUUUGAUAGCUGCUAAUGUAUGGAUGUGUUUGUAUGUUUCAGAACAUAAAAGUUGUGAUGAGGUGAAGCGUAUCAGUACAAAAGGAGAUCGUUUUCAACAUGCUUGGAUAACAGAUAAUAAAUUAACUUACUGUGAAAAAACGGGAUAUAAUUGGCUUAUUUACGAGGAAGGUGAGGGCAUGUUCUGUUUCAUUUGCCGAAAGCACAAUACUGAAAAUGAAAAAAACAAGUGCAAGAAGUUUAAUCUUCAGGCUGGAAUCCGCUUUAAACGUAAAGCAGUAGAGGAACAUGCCAAUAGUCAACAGCAUAAAGCUGCAAUAAUGUGUGAACUGAUUAACAGAACCUCUCCAUUCCAGGCAGAACUUGACAGGAAAGAACAGAAAAACGACGCUGUGUAUUACAAUGCUUUUCUGGCAAUAUAUUGGCUGGCAAAAGAAGAGUUACCAAACUUCAAAAUUUCCAGCUUUUUGUAUGUGCUUGAACAAUUAGGAUUGAUAGAUAUGAAAUAUUUUCAGCAUCGCUCAGCUGGAUCAUUCAGAGAAAUAUUCUUAGCGCUGGGGUAUCAAAUUAAAUCACAAGUGGCAGAGAAGUGCAGAAAAGCAAAUUGGUUUGGAUUACUGUGUGAUGAAGUUUGCGACAUUUCUAAUCAAGAACAGUUGCUAACUUUCAUUAAGUAUGUUGACCCACAAACCAAUAAAGCUACAACAGAUUUUCUGUCUGCAAAUGACCUGUUUCAGAAUUCACAGUCAGCAGAUGCCAAUACCAUUUGGACUGUUCUUAAUAAACAACUUGAAGAUAGCAAAUAG
Paramuricea clavata is the source of this 2349-nucleotide messenger RNA. The record is from the annotation of a GenBank genome assembly. NCBI's taxonomy places the organism in Eukaryota, Metazoa, Cnidaria, Anthozoa, Malacalcyonacea, Plexauridae.